GCGGUCACGGUCGACCAUCCGCUUAGAUUGGAAUUAGCGCACUAUUGGCGCCUACCCAAACAUGAAUCACAACCACAACGGUGCUCAACCAGAAGCCUACUCAAAUGUCGAGCCCUAUUACAGCGAAUUUAAUCGAAUGCUAAGGAUUCCCUCUUCGCCACCAUCCACGAAAGAGAAGAUGAAAUGGGCCGAAUCUCACCUAGAAUCUCUGACUUUGGCCAAAGGACGGGACAGCUCACCACAUAUCCCAAUCCCACGCCAUCCCCCAGCUACACUACACGCUCAGGACGACAUCAAGAUGCAGCUUGACCGAGAGAUUCUUCACGGUGAAUACGUCAAUCCCAAUCUGUCCGUUCCCACGGCGGUCGGAAAUGGGUGGGGUUCCCGUGAAGGGCAGCAGACGAGUGGGAUGGAAAUUGACUCGAUGGAUGUCGAUGUUGUAGAUGGGGGUGACAGUUUUGGGAGGAAGAGAAAAGCCGACGGUGAAGUUGACGAAGCACCGCCGUGUAAAAGAAAGUAGCCCACAUAUUCUAGGGCGAGUCGGCGAGAACCGUCAGACGUCUUGCAUACACGGUUUCAUUCUAUCACUAUCAGCCAGAGGCAUCACUUGCGUCGAAAUCAAUUUUCAAAAUCUCGAAUUGUUCACGG
This is a messenger RNA of Marasmius oreades (fairy-ring Marasmius), 648 nucleotides long. RefSeq lists its product as uncharacterized. The record is from RefSeq and is a predicted model, not a curated record. Lineage: Eukaryota; Fungi; Basidiomycota; Agaricomycetes; Agaricales; Marasmiaceae. Bases 62 to 520 code for a protein of 152 amino acids. The transcript has a single exon.